AUAAAGCGUUCGGACGCCAUUGCCUUCGAACUAAACUAAAACCAGCGACGCUCCACAGAGCGAUAAAGUGACAGAGACGAACAGAGAGAGAGAGAGAGAGAGAGAGAGAGAGAGAGAGAGUGUGCGUGUGCGUGUUUGUGUGUGUGCGUCCUAUAAAUUCAUCUUUCCCGCUCAUAUUUUCUCAGAAAAUCCCCGAAAAACAGAGUUUUCACUCUCAUCAACGCCAGGCGAGCUUUCUCUCUCCAUCGAUAGGUGUCUGCUUACCCUUUUGCCCUCUCUUUCUAUUUGUGUUGAUUAAUUUGUAAUCUUUGAUCGAAGAAUUGUAAAGUUUCUUAUGACGUUAUAUUGAUCGAUAGAGGCUGGAGCCAGAUAAGAAAAAGAUAAUAUAUGGAGGCAGACGUAGGAAGAGGUUUGGAAUGCCAGAAGACUACGGAUGGGAAGGCGAGUAAUGAAAAUGGUUCAGAGAAGGUUAUUCCUUCUUGUUGCUUGAAGGCUAAGUCUUCAGCCCCUGAGCUUGAAACAAAAUGCCAUUCUACUGUUGUUUCUGGGUGGUUCUCAGAAUCUAAAUCUCACUCUGACAAAACCAGCAAGAAGGUUUAUUUCAACAACCCAAUGUGGCCUGGAGAAGUCCAUUCUCUGGAAGUAGAAAACAUUUUGUACAGGGGAAAAUCGGAGUUCCAAGAGAUAUUAGUUUUUAAGUCUUCCGUGUAUGGAAAAGUGCUUGUACUUGAUGGCAUUGUCCAGCUGACUGAGAAAGAUGAAUGUGCCUACCAGGAGAUGAUAACUCAUCUUCCACUUUGUUCAAUUCCUUCCCCAAAAACUGUUCUGGUAGUUGGUGGCGGUGAUGGUGGGGUUCUUAGGGAAAUAUCUAGGCAUAGCUCUGUUGAGCAUAUUGAUAUAUGUGAGAUAGAUAAGAUGGUCAUUGAUGUGUCUAAGGAGUUUUUCCCAGACUUAGCGGCUGGAUUUGACGACCCUCGUGUCCAUCUUUUUGUUGAUGAUGCCAUUGAAUUUCUGCGAUGUGCACCUGAAGGGAAGUAUGAUGCUAUUAUAGUUGAUUCUUCUGACCCUGUAGGUCCUGCUCAAGAGCUUGUGGAAAAGCCAUUUUUUGAGACUAUAGCUAAAGCAUUAAGGCCUGGUGGUGUCCUCUGUAACAUGGCAGAAAGUAUGUGGCUCCAUACACAUCUUAUUGAAGAUAUGAUAGCUAUUUGUCGGGAAACUUUCAAGGGAUCUGUCCAUUAUGCAUGGACAAGUGUUCCCACAUAUCCAAGUGGUGUGAUAGGUUUCUUGAUAUGCUCAACGGAGGGGCCAUCAGUUGAUUUCAAAAAUCCAGUCAACCCUAUUGAGAAGUUAGAUGGGGCUAUCAAACAUAAAAGAGAGCUUAAGUUCUACAACUCAGAUGUGCACUCAGCUGCCUUUGCCUUGCCUUCAUUUCUGAAGAGGGAGGUGAGCUUGCUUCGUGAUUCUCCUAUCCCAGCACGAUGAAUCUGCAUACGAAUUUAAUUCAUAGCAGCAGCAUUUUGUUGAUUUUCCUGAUAAUGGAAACUAGUAGUAUAUGGAAAAAAGUAGCAAGUCACAGUGACAGUCUGUAAGUGUAGAUGGGUCUUUGAAUUUCCACCUUUGUGUUAAAGAUUUUGAUUCUAGCUUUGUAAACUUAUUACUUCCUACCGUGACCAGUACAUCUCUAGCCUUGUGAUGUUAAUUAUUAUUUGACUGGUGGAUGCUUUAUUUGCUUCAUUUGUCCGACUGAUUGUGUGAAGACGAUAUUGUUUUCUUAUAAAUAAAAGAUUACUUUUUAUUAGGAA
Ziziphus jujuba (common jujube) is the source of this 1802-nucleotide messenger RNA. Its product is annotated as spermine synthase. Gene Ontology annotation, molecular function: spermidine synthase activity. Lineage: Eukaryota; Viridiplantae; Streptophyta; Magnoliopsida; Rosales; Rhamnaceae. The transcript is spliced from 11 exons. Gene Ontology annotation, biological process: spermidine biosynthetic process. Bases 388 to 1482 code for a protein of 364 amino acids. Gene Ontology annotation, cellular component: cytosol. The record is from RefSeq and is a predicted model, not a curated record.